AUGGAGUGUUUCAACGUCUGGCUGAAGAAGGAUACCUUUCUACAACCUCAAAAUCAUUAUGCAUCCAAGGAACGAAAUUGGAUCAAGAAGUCAAAUGCAUUAAAAGUUUUUGGUAUUUCUGAUGUUAUCAUGAUUUCAGGUCAGAGUUUUGAUCGAUUUGGAAACAAUACUUUUGAUUUUGCAUUUUUUGGUCUAAGAAUUAGUCUGGAUUUUGUGUUAGUUGACCAGCCUUUUGAAAUUGCUUCUGAAGUUUGUAGGAUUCUUAGAUAUGGAGGAUUAACAACAUUUAGAGACGUUAAAGGCUUGUAUUCGACUUCUUCUAUGUAUGAAGUAGUACUAAGAAAAAGUUUGGAAGAUUCAAUUUCGGAUGAUAUUGCCCAAAGAUGUGAUAAUAACACAGUUCCAGAGUACAAGCGGGAUUUAAUUGGCGAUCUUGAGCCAUUGGAAGAAAAAGAACCAUUGGAAGACUGGACCGAACAGGGGAAGCACAGUGAGAGCAUCAAGUUAUUCAGGCAUCUCCCUACCAUGGUUGAUUUAAUUUACAAGAGGAUGUACAUUUACAUUGACCUGGGAGCUCGAACUUACAAUUCAAUGAUUGGAAAUUGGUUUGAGAAGCUGUAUCCAAAGCAAAGCAAAAGAUUUGAAAUCUUUACGAUUGAGGCAGACAAAUCUUUUCAUGAGUACAAAAGGAAGAAGGAUGUCACACUUUUGCCAUAUCCAGCGUGGAUAAGGAACGAGACACUAGUCUUUGGAACGAGAAAUAAAAAAAGGGAAUAUACAGCAGGAUUCAACCAGGACAGCCACAAGUUUUGCAGGACUACAUGGGGGAGCAAAAUGUUGUACAAGCCUUUGAUUUCGCAGAUUGGUUGA
Molecule: messenger RNA, 870 nt
Organism: Coffea arabica (coffee)
Lineage: Eukaryota; Viridiplantae; Streptophyta; Magnoliopsida; Gentianales; Rubiaceae
Source: RefSeq, a predicted model, not a curated record